Clunio marinus is the source of this 261-nucleotide messenger RNA. The record is from the annotation of a GenBank genome assembly. NCBI's taxonomy places the organism in Eukaryota, Metazoa, Arthropoda, Insecta, Diptera, Chironomidae.
AUGGGUGGAAAAUUGAGACGACAACAAGAACAUUUCUUCUACAUAAGUUGUUGCUUAAUUUUUAUUCGAAUUCAGUCUAGUAAUGAUAGAGUUUUAAAAAUUAUGUUAAACUCAAGGAUAAAGGCACAGAAUUUCUUCAAUAUUCUCAUUUUUAAGCAAGAAUUUUCAAUAUCGCAUGGAAUGAAAUUUGAGCCAAGAAUUGGCGAUAAAGAAAUUAAUGGAGUGAGAAUGAAAAGAUAUCAAAUUGCUGAUUAUCAAUAA